GCUUGUUUGGCUGCUAUCUUGAGAAAUUGAACAAUCACAAUGACGGAAAGAAUGGUGGCAACGUCGUGGCUGCUGCUUAUCGGUCUCGCUGCCGCUGCCAUCGCUGGGGUACUUCAAGCUCGAGCACAGCCCGACAACAUUGGUUUCAUCAGCAUAGACUGUGGCCUGCCGGGGACGGCGAACUCCGUGGACGACGCCACCAAGCUGUCGUACGCCCCGGACGCCGCCUUCACCGACGCUGGUUCGAACCAGAACAUCUCGGUCGAGUACGUCACGUCGACUCUCGCCAAGCGCUACCUCAACGUGCGCAGCUUCCCCGACGGCGCGCGCAACUGCUACACGCUCCGCUCCCUCGUGGCGGGGCUCAAGUACCUCCUCCGCGCCGAGUUCAGGUACGGCAACUACGACGGCCUCAACAGGCCGCCCAUCUUCGACCUCUACGCCGGCGUCAACUUCUGGAGCAGGGUGAACGUCUCGAGCCCGGAAACCGUGCACAGGCUGGAGGCCAUCGUCGUCGUGCCGGACGAGUACGUGCACGUUUGCCUGGUGAACACCGGUUCAGGAACGCCGUUCAUCUCCGUGCUGGAGCUGAGGCCGCUCAAGAGCUCGCUCUACCCGCAAGCGAACGCGACGCAGGGCCUGGUCUUGUUCGCGAGGAUCAACUUCGGGCACACCAAUGCUACUGACAUUGUCAGGUAUCCUGAUGAUCCGCGGGACAGGUUAUGGCUCCCUUUGUUCGACGCCACCCUCUGGGACGUGAUGUCGACGACGGACAGGGUGCAGAACCUGAACAACGACAAAUUCGAGGCGCCGUCCAAGGUGAUGCAGACAGCGAUCAUCCCGCGCAACGCAUCCAACAACAUCACGUUCUUCUGGGGCUCCACGCCGCAGCCCAGGGACCCGACGCCGGGGUACAUCGUCAUCAUGCACUUCUCCGAGCUCCAUCUCCUGACCGGGAACGCCGUGCGCGAGUUCUUCCUCGAGACCAACGACGUGGUCUGGAGGUCCUCGCUUGGUUUCAGGCCAGACUACCUUUUGUCUGACGCCUUCUACACCACAGCUCCCUUGCCAGCCGCCGCUCGGUACACCGUCAACAUCAACGCCACCGCCAACUCGACGCUCCCGCCUUUCAUCAACGCCGUCGAGGUUUACUCCGUCAUCUCCACCGCCAACGCCGCAACGGACUCCUCGGACGUAUCUGCCAUCACGGCCAUCAAGGCCAAGUAUCGGGUGAAGAAGAACUGGGCGGGUGACCCGUGUGGUCCGAAGACUUUCGCCUGGGAUGGGUUGACUUGCAGUUAUGGCAUAUCCAGUCAUUCGAGAAUCACCGGCGUAAAUAUAUCCUUUAGCGGCCUGGAUGGCGAUAUAUCAUCUUCUUUCGCAAAUCUCAAGGCCGUCCAAUAUUUGGAUCUGUCACAUAACAACUUGACCGGCUCAAUUCCGGACGCGCUUUCACAAUUACCAUCACUAACAGUUCUAGAUUUCACAAGCAACCAGCUGAGUGGAUCAAUUCCCAUUGGACUUCUCAAAAGAAUUCAAGAUGGCUCCCUAACUCUACGAUAUGGCAAUAACCCAAACCUUUGCACCAACGCCGAUUCAUGUAAGCCGCCAAAGGGGAAGAGCAAACUUUCCAUCUACAUUGCUGUCCCUGUAGUUCUGGUUCUGGUGAUAGUAUCAGGGGUAGCACUAUUCUUUCUCUUCAUGAGACGAAAAAAGCAAGGAUCUACGUCGACGAAAAACACCGUGAGGCCUCAAAACGAACCACCGAUGAGCUAUGCACCAGCACCACUGCCACCAGGUGAUGUGCACGAGCAGAGCUCGUUGCACCUUGAGAACCGCAGGUUCACGUACAAGGAGCUGGAGAUGAUCACAAAUAACUUCCAGCACGUGCUUGGUCGAGGAGGGUUCGGGAAAGUUUAUAAUGGCUUCUUGGAGGAUGGCACUCAAGUGGCCGUCAAGCUGCGUUCUCAGUCUUCUAACCAGGGUGUCAAAGAGUUUCUCUCGGAGGCUCAGAUCUUAACACGGAUUCAUCACAAGAACCUCGUUUCCAUGAUCGGUUACUGCAAGGAUGGGCAGUACAUGGCACUUGUAUACGAGUACAUGUCAGAAGGCACCCUACGACAGCAGAUUGCAGGAAAUGGCCGCCACGGAAAACGCUUAACCUGGAGGCAGAGGCUUCGAAUUUCACUGGACUCAGCUCAAGGGUUGGAGUAUCUUCACAAGGGGUGCAACCCACCUCUCAUUCAUAGGGACGUGAAGGCAACUAACAUUCUAUUGAAUGCGAAACUGGAGGCCAAGAUUGCUGACUUCGGCUUGUCCAAGGUUUUCAAUCAUGACGAUGAAACUCGGAUAUCCAUGAACACUCUCGUUGGUACACCCGGAUACGUCGAUCCAGAGUACCAGGCAACUGUGCAACCAACAACCAAGAGUGAUGUUUACAGCUUUGGUGUUGUGCUGUUGGAGCUGGUCACAGGCAGGCAGGCCAUCUUGUCCGACCCGGAUCCUACCAGCAUCAUCCAAUGGGUGCGGCGUCGCUUGGCACGAGGCAACAUUGAGGACGUUGUUGACACGCGAAUGCAUGGAGAGUAUGAUGUCAAUAGUGUGUGGAAGGUCGCUGAUAUUGCACUCAAGUGCACCAUGCAAGCACCAGUGCAACGACCUACAAUGACCGACGUGGUGGCGCAAUUGCAGGAAUGCCUCGAGCUCGAGGAGGGGCACCGCACUGGAGGUGGUAGAAGGGGCAGCUUCUAUACCGGCAGCAACAGUGACUUCGACUUGGGCUAUAAUGCGUACACUACUGAUAGCCAGUCAACUGACGUGAGCCAGACCAGCAUCGCAUUUGAGAUGGAUCAUAACUUUGGGAAGACGUCAAGAAUGGGUGGAGGUCCUGUUGCACGAUAAGGCUCUUCUUGGGUGUUUCAGUGGUGUUAUUACACCAAGCUAAAGCAAGUUUGAGUAUGUACAAAGAUUCAACAUUAUAAGUGUGUGCAGUUUUGCCUUUACAAAGGAUUGUAUGCAGCAAUUAUUAUUAUUAUUAUUAUUAUUAUUAUUAUUAUUAUUA
This is a messenger RNA of Setaria italica (foxtail millet), 3061 nucleotides long. Its product is annotated as putative leucine-rich repeat receptor-like protein kinase At2g19210. The record is from RefSeq and is a predicted model, not a curated record. Lineage: Eukaryota; Viridiplantae; Streptophyta; Magnoliopsida; Poales; Poaceae. Gene Ontology annotation, molecular function: protein kinase activity; protein binding; ATP binding. The transcript has 13 exons. Gene Ontology annotation, biological process: protein phosphorylation. Bases 40 to 2901 code for a protein of 953 amino acids.